AUGGCCGGCCGCGGAAAGACGACGACGGUCCCUGCAACGCCAAUGACGCGCUUCUCCGCGCGCACGAACGCGGUGAAGCGCGACUCGCUCGCCGCCGAGCUCGAGCGCGAUCCACAGCUUUCGACCGCCAAGCGGCAACAACGCACUCAGGCGUUCUCUUCGCACAUGGCGCACACGUCCCUCGAACGCCAGGUUGCCGCGGCGCAGACCGCGAAGCUCGAGCUCGAGACGAAGCUACGAGAGAAGGAAAUGCUCAUAGAAAGGCUCGAAGGGGACCGAAGGUGGCUGGCCGAGCGGGAAAAGGAGGAGAGGGAGGAGAAAGAGAGGGAACGGGAGGAGCAUGCCGAGGACACGAGGAAGACCGAUGCCGAAAUUCGAACACUUCGUAGCUCCUUGGCGACAUUGCGCGAACAACAUGUCGACUUGGAGGAAGAACACUCGUCGCUGUCCCGAAGCGCGUCGCAGAGCAUCACCUCUCAGAAAGGACAGAUCUCGGCACUCACCAGCCAGCUGUCUCUCGUCGAAGCCGAGAUGACGCAGUUCAAGCAGCUCGCAGAAGAGCGUUCACGGGCUUUCGAGCAGCUUCAAGCACAAUUCGACGAUCUCAGCGCGAACCAAAGCUUCACACUUCAGUCGGGGCAGGAUGAAGAUUGGGGAGUUGUUCGCGAAGAGCUUCACCGACAAGCCAAGUAUAUGCGUCAACUGGAGAGCGCCAACGCAAGGAUGACCGGCGAGCUCAACGUCCUCCGUGAAAAGCAGACGAGCGUCGAGGUGCUGAAGGAACAGAAGCGCGAGCUGCAGCGCAAGCUUCAGGGCGCAGAGGAGACACGAGAGAAGAUGGCGAGGCUCGAGGCCGAGCUCGAGGCCGCAAGGAAAGAGCGAGAAGAAUGGGCAUCACAGGCUACCGAGCCCGCCACUCCGUCCAAGACUCCUGUCUCCGUCACACAGAGUCUCGCCACCCUGCGUCUCACUCACGCGAAGCUCAUGGAAGAACACGGUUCGAACGUCGCGCUGCUCAAGCGACGGGACCAUGAAUUGGCGGAGGUGCAGGAGCGCGAAGCGGCCGCGCAGGAGACCAUCAAGAAACUUCACGCAGAGGUGCGGACGCUAAAGGACCGCGCCACGCGAAGUGAGCACAAGGUGACGCUUGCCGACCGUGAGGUCAGCUUCUUGCAAGCUAUGCUGGCAAGCUUCAGUGCAGAAGAAGCCGCGCAGGAUGUGAAGUCGGAGAACGACCCAUUGAAAUCUGUUCAAGAUGCAGAAGCCUUGAUCAAGGACUACAAAGCGACUGUUGCAAGCUUGGAGCGAGAUCUGGAAGGUGUACGUGCUCGUUCUGUGACGCCAGAAGACGCCGCUGCCAUGAAAAAGCUCCGUGUCGAACUUCAAGAGGCCCGCACUGCGAAGGAGGAAGCAGAGAGAGCUCUCGAGGAGGCGGACGCGGACGCGGAGAAGCAACUCGAGCAGAUCGAGGAGCUGGAACAAACCCUCUUCGAACUUCGAGGAGAGACCGGGGCAGGACGUCAUCUUCCUCCGGGUGUACGGGUGCUCAGCAUGCGCGACAAUCCGGCGCAGCAGUGGGAAGACCUGAGCCGUGCUGCCAUGGAUCGCUUGAAGAACGAGAACGAGGCUCUUCUCAAGCGCUUGAAAGACCUUGAAGACAGCGGCAUUCGCGGAGGAGGACAAAGUGCUCAGGGCGACGACCUGGUGCCCCGUGAGAGUUGGGAGGUUCUGAACGAGGAGAAAGCCAAGCUGCAAGACGAGCUCAAACAGAAGGAGAAGCGAUUGCUUCGAUUGCAGCAGGUCUUCACUGCCAAGAGCACCGAGUUCCGGGAAGCCAUCCAGAGCAUCCUGGGGUUCAAGCUCGCAUUCUACCCCAACGGGCAAGUACGCGUCACGUCGACGUACGACCUCAACGCAGCCUUCGUCUUCCAGCCACAAGGCCAAGGCGGCGAAGGUCCACGGAUGCAACUUGUCGCGCAAGGAGAGGGCGGACCAGAGGAGCUUCCUCAGCUAAUGCAAUACUGGGUCGCACAAGAAGAGUGCAUCCCCGGUUUCCUCGCAAGCGUCACGCUGGAGUGCUAUGAGAAGAGCAAACGCGACCGCAGGUUGAUGGCCAGCCAGUAG
This is a messenger RNA of Epithele typhae, 2124 nucleotides long. RefSeq names its product MAD-domain-containing protein. Gene Ontology annotation, cellular component: mitotic spindle; nuclear envelope; kinetochore. The record is from RefSeq and is a predicted model, not a curated record. The transcript has 7 exons. Bases 1 to 2124 code for a protein of 707 amino acids. Gene Ontology annotation, biological process: attachment of mitotic spindle microtubules to kinetochore; mitotic spindle assembly checkpoint signaling. NCBI's taxonomy places the organism in Eukaryota, Fungi, Basidiomycota, Agaricomycetes, Polyporales, Epitheliaceae.